This is a messenger RNA of Suillus subaureus, 1913 nucleotides long. Its product is annotated as heterokaryon incompatibility protein-domain-containing protein. The record is from RefSeq and is a predicted model, not a curated record. The transcript is spliced from 2 exons. The coding region runs from base 110 to 1777 and encodes 555 amino acids. Lineage: Eukaryota; Fungi; Basidiomycota; Agaricomycetes; Boletales; Suillaceae.
UGCAUAGGUCAUCAUACUCAACCCAUCGUCUCAUCUUGGAUACCAGUUGAAGCAUGCAGCGCUUCAUGGCGCACACCGCUAUGAUGAAGCGAUCGAGUCCUUUGAAAUCAUGCUCUCCAGAUUAGACAAUACUUCUGAGAUGCAGCUACGAGAGCUGCGUCAGCAGUAUCUCAGUCUAUCCGAAGCAGACGAUGCUAUUCGAAAAGUCAUUUACGCUCAACUCGACGACGCCCCACAUCGUCUACUAGACACCACUACUGGGCUCCUGUGUGAUCGAGAGGCGCAGAUAUGCGCCUUCAAACUGAGCACCGAAUACAAGGGACUUCUGUCGUUCAUAAUCAAGCAUGCGGAGAUCCAAACGGCGCACAUCAAAGAAGUGGUAGCGUUCUACUUCCGUUGUGUCAUGUUAUCACACAUGUGGGUGGGGAAGGAGCCACUGCUGCGUGACAUCAAGGACAAGGUCGUGUACAAGUUGAACCCUGUCGAUGGUAUCGUGAAGUUGCAAUCGUUCUGCAAAACUGCACGCAACAUAGGCUAUCGAUGGGCGUGGAUUGAUACUUGUUGUAUUGACCAGAAGAAUAAUGUCGAGCUCCAAAAAUCACUCAAUUCCAUGUUUGACUGGUAUCGUCACUCGGCACUCACAAUUGUCUACCUUGCGGAUGUUCCGGCUUUGUCCAAGUCUGGUGCACUGACAAGAAGUGCUUGGAAUACGCGUGGAUGGACUCUCCCGGAGUUCCUUGCACCCGAAAUCGUUCUCUUCUACCAAAGAGAUUGGACGCUAUAUCUCGAUGACCGCUCUGGCAAUCACAAGGAGUCUUUUAUAAUCAUGGGGGAGUUGGAGAAUGCAACGGGCAUAGAUGCACAUGCCCUAGUCACCUUCCGUCCGGGAAUGGUAGGCGCCCGAGAGAAGCUACGAUGGGCGUCGAUGCGUGUCACAACAGUGCAGGAAGAUGUUGCAUACUCAUUGUUUGGCAUUUUCGGCAUCCACCUACCUGUUAUUUAUGGCGAGAAGAAGCAAAAUGCACUCGGACGGCUGCUGCAGGAGAUUGUGGCUCAGUCGGGCGACAUUACUGCGCUGGACUGGGUCGGAAAAUCAUCCGAGUUUAAUAGUUGCCUUCCAGCCGACAUUACUUCAUAUAAAAUCCCACCAUGCGUGCUGCCAUCUUUGUCCGAAGAUGACAUCCAGACAUCGGUCUCAUGGCUGCAAAAUGCCGUGGAUAUUGAUGCAGCUCUGAAACUUUAUAACUUGCUUGACAGUCUGGGUGCUCCUCAUUUCAUGAACCGCAGAUUGCGUCUGCCUUGUAUCGCAUUCCCUGUCACAGAAGUCAGACGAAACCAUGCUCAAGACCGGGAGGCAUAUUUCGCGUAUCAAGUCAAGGCAAACGGACUUCGCGACCUGCUGAUCACCACGGAAGACAAGCUGACACAAUUUUCGCGGGCAAAGUCCACUCUGCAGACAUUCUUACUCGUCCGUCCGUGGGACCCUUAUCUCCUGGAGCUGCCCGACUUUGCAGACAAUUGGUCUGUGCGGGGGUCUAUGUUUUAUGAUACUUUUAGCAUGUUUUCUGGUGAAACAGGGCCAAUUGAUCCGCAGUCGCACUCACGGGCGUUGCGAUUGAUUGUUCGCCUUGGACAGCCUUUUCGCGCGUUUCUGCUAGCGCGGCAGCGCGGUGGAGAAUACAAGAGAAUCGCGUCAGAUCGCGAUAUCAUUGCUCAAGUCAAAGACGUGGCGGGUUCUGUUCACAAAAUGCAUGUUAGGACACUGGAAAUAUCGUAAUUGUACGCAUUUUUGCUUCCUGUGAACGAGCGCAGCUCGUACAGAAAUAUCUCUCAAUAUUGUAGAUAGUAGUUGGCUGUGUUACACAGUGUAUGCCACUAGUACGCGGAUACUAUUUCUUUUUCCCAUCAAUCAU